CUUCUUGGCAAGCUCAACAGGAGCCAAGGGACCCACCCCAUGGAGAGACGCUGGGUGAUGGAGGCAGCCAAUGGCUGUAAGGAUGGCUUGGACUUCAACCCCAUGAAAGAGUACAUGGUCCUGAACAAUUCCCAAAGGAUAGCUGUUGCUGUGCUGUGUACCUCCCUUGCCCUGCUAAGUGCCCUGGAGAAUCUGGCUGUGCUCUACCUGAUCCUGUUCUCCCACCGGCUCCGCAGGAAGCCCUCAUACCUGUUCAUUAGCAGCUUGGCUGUGGCUGACUUCCUGGCCAGUGUGAUCUUUGCUUGCAACUUUGUGAAUUUCCACGUCUUCCAUGGCAUGGAUUCCAAGGCUGUCUUCCUGCUGAAGAUUGGCAGUGUGACCAUGACCUUCACAGCCUCUGUAGGCAGUCUACUGCUGACCGCCAUUGACCGCUACCUCUGUCUGUGCUACCCACCUACAUACAAAGCCCUACUCACCCGGGGGAGGGCACUGGCAACUCUGGGGAUCAUGUGGGUCCUCUCAGCAUUGGUCUCCUACCUGCCCCUUAUGGGAUGGACUUGCUGUCCUAGUCCCUGCUCUGAGCUUUUCCCCCUGAUCCCCAAUGACUAUCUCCUGGGCUGGCUCCUGUUCAUUGCCUUCCUCUUCUCUGGCAUCAUCUACACUUAUGGGCAUGUCCUCUGGAAGGCCCAUCAGCAUGUAGCCAGCUUGGCUGAACACCAGGACAGGCAGGUGCCAGGAAUGGCACGAAUGAGGCUUGAUGUGAGGUUGGCCAAGACCCUGGGGGUGGUGCUGGCUGUGCUUUUCAUAUGCUGGCUCCCGGUACUGGCCCUCAUGGUCUACAGCCUGACCACCACCCUAAGCGACCAGGUCAAGAAGGUCUUCGCCUUCUUCUCCUUGCUCUGCCUUGUCAACUCCAUGGUCAACCCCAUCAUCUAUGCCCUGCGGAGUGGGGAGAUCCGCUCCUCUGCCCAUCACUGGCUGGCACACUGGAGGAAACAUCUGAGAAGACUCGGACUUGAAGGAAACAAAGAAGUCCCAAGGUUCUCAGUCACUGAGACAGAGGCUGAUGUGAAAAUCACCCCAUGGCCAGAUUCCAGAGGACUAAACUUUUCUGAAUGCUGAUGAGUCCUCUUUCACAGUUUUAAACAAACUGAGUCAGAAUCAUUUCGCUCCCUGGAGGAGAGAGAGCA
Molecule: messenger RNA, 1190 nt
Organism: Neomonachus schauinslandi (Hawaiian monk seal)
Lineage: Eukaryota; Metazoa; Chordata; Mammalia; Carnivora; Phocidae
Gene: CNR2
Product: cannabinoid receptor 2
Exons: 1
Coding region: 40-1122 (360 amino acids)
Biological process (GO): cannabinoid signaling pathway
Cellular component (GO): membrane
Molecular function (GO): cannabinoid receptor activity
Source: RefSeq, a predicted model, not a curated record